AUAUUUACAAGAUAUCAAUGCGAUAAAUUCAUACCGUACAGAAAUCCACCUUAUCAUCGUGCAUAUCAUAUUUUGAACUUAUCUGAUACAAACAUUAUAUGCCAUCUAGUUGUGAUUCUUACAUAAACACACUUCAGUAUACAUCUGUAUUCAACAUCCACAAAAUCAUUACUACUGACAGUAAGACACGGAUUACGAGUGUUAGCUUCAUAAAAUGGAAUCGAAAGAAUACAAAUCAAUAACACUGGACGAUUUUCGUUGGUUAAACGAGCCAACAAACUGGAAUUUAUGUGACAGUGUUUUGAAAGUAACUACGGACGAUAAAACAGAUUUUUGGCAAGGCACUUGGUACAAUUUUCAUUUUAAUACUGGCCAUUUAUUUGGGAUUGAUAUUAAAGAUGAUUUCACUUUUGAGGCUUGCAUAGAAGCAGAUUUUAUGGCGCUUUACGAUCAAGCUGGUCUUAUGUUGUACGUUAAUGAAAAGCAAUGGAUUAAAACAGGAAUAGAAUACAAUGAUGGUCAAGCAAUGAUCAGCAGUGUGUUAACCAAUGGGGUAUCUGAUUGGGCUACAGGAAUUUUUAAUGGCAAUCCUAAGAAGUUUUGGCUGCGAUUAAGUAGUGUUGGAAAUAUUGUAUGUGUCAAAUAUUCUACCGACAAAGUGAAAUGGGCCCUUUUAAGAUUGUGCCCUUUUAAAAAAAAGGAAGAUGAUACGUGUUUUGUAGGUUUUAUGUGCUGCACACCACAGAGAUCUGGUCUGAAUGUUAAGUUUAGUGAAUUUAGUAUAACUGUGCCAAUUGAUGAUGUUUUACAUGGUGAUAAUUAGAAUAAAAAUAAAAUCAAUG
Messenger RNA from Zerene cesonia (dogface butterfly), 842 nucleotides. RefSeq names its product regulation of enolase protein 1-like. The transcript has 3 exons. The record is from RefSeq and is a predicted model, not a curated record. NCBI's taxonomy places the organism in Eukaryota, Metazoa, Arthropoda, Insecta, Lepidoptera, Pieridae. The coding region runs from base 215 to 823 and encodes 202 amino acids.